This is a messenger RNA of Sorex araneus (European shrew), 6225 nucleotides long. RefSeq names its product hypoxia inducible factor 1 subunit alpha inhibitor (gene HIF1AN). The transcript is spliced from 8 exons. Gene Ontology annotation, cellular component: cytoplasm; nucleus. Gene Ontology annotation, biological process: negative regulation of Notch signaling pathway; peptidyl-aspartic acid hydroxylation. Lineage: Eukaryota; Metazoa; Chordata; Mammalia; Eulipotyphla; Soricidae. Gene Ontology annotation, molecular function: [protein]-asparagine 3-dioxygenase activity; ankyrin repeat binding; peptidyl-histidine dioxygenase activity. Bases 27 to 1076 code for a protein of 349 amino acids. The record is from RefSeq and is a predicted model, not a curated record.
CGGCGGGGCCGUCCCUAGAGGCGGAGAUGGCGGCGACAGCGGCUGAGGCGGAGGCCUCGGGCUCGGGAGAGUCGCGGGAAGAGGCUGACGUCCCCAGUCCCGCUUGGGAUGAGUCUCAGCUGCGCAGUUACAGCUUCCCGACCCGGCCUAUCCCGCGGCUGAGCCAGGGCGACCCCCGGGCGGAGGAGCUGAUCGAGAAUGAGGAACCCGUGGUGCUGACCGACACGAACCUGGUGUACCCCGCCCUGAAGUGGGACCUCGACUACCUGCAGGAGAACAUUGGGAACGGAGACUUCUCCGUGUACAGUGCCAGCACGCACAAGUUCUUGUACUACGACGAGAAGAAGAUGGCCAACUUCCAGAACUUCAAGCCCAGGUCCAACCGGGAGGAGAUGAAGUUUCACGAGUUCGUGGAGAAGCUGCAGGAGAUCCAGCGGCAAGGAGGGGAAGAGAGGUUGUAUCUGCAGCAAACACUCAAUGACACUGUGGGCAGGAAGAUUGUCAUGGACUUCUUGGGUUUUAACUGGAACUGGAUUAAUAAACAACAGGGAAAGCGUGGCUGGGGGCAACUGACCUCCAACCUGCUGCUCAUUGGCAUGGAAGGAAAUGUGACACCGGCUCACUAUGAUGAGCAACAGAACUUCUUUGCUCAAAUAAAAGGCCACAAGCGAUGCAUCUUAUUUCCCCCGGAUCAGUUUGAGUGCCUCUACCCAUAUCCUGUUCAUCACCCUUGUGACAGACAGAGCCAGGUGGACUUUGACAAUCCUGACUACGAGAGGUUCCCCAAUUUCCAGAACGUUGUUGGUUACGAAACAGUGGUUGGCCCUGGUGAUGUUCUUUACAUCCCAAUGUACUGGUGGCAUCACAUAGAGUCAUUACUAAAUGGGGGAAUUACCAUCACUGUGAACUUCUGGUAUAAGGGGGCCCCCACCCCUAAGAGAAUUGAAUAUCCUCUCAAAGCCCAUCAGAAGGUCGCCAUAAUGAGAAACAUUGAGAAGAUGCUUGGAGAGGCCUUGGGGAAUCCACAAGAGGUGGGGCCCUUGUUGAACACAAUGAUCAAGGGUCGCUACAACUAGCCUGCCGGGAGUUGAAGCCUCCUGCCAGGCGACCGCUCGCUCGUCCACACCGCUUCAUUGAUGAGGACAGGAGACUCCAAGCGCUAGUAUUGCACGCUGCACUUCAUGGACUGGACUCUUGCCAUGGCCCUGAGGCAGGUGUCCGGGCAAGGCAGGGUGGCUGGCGCUCUACUCCGUUUGGAGAGACUUCUUACCCUUGCCGCUCUGCCCCAGCACCUCCUCUCUGCCCCCUGAAAGUCCUGUAUUUAGUGUGUGGAGUUCCAGCUUCUGGUCGUCAUCAUGUCUGUCUGUCGGUCUGUCACUCGGGAUGUGUAUGUGUGUGCGUGUGGCCUGCGCACACACACGUGUGUAUAUGUUCCUUGCUCCCCCCUUUGGGUCAGGAUCCCACUCGUGGCUCUCAGCCCAUUCUCCUGCAACCUCAGUGCCUCAGCCUGAGAGAGGAGAUGCUCCUGGCUGCCCACAACAUCUGGUCUGCAGGGCCGCAGCUGUCCUGGUUCUUGGGGCAGUCGGCCCCUUCGCAGCAUUCACAGAGCCAGGCUCUGGCCUCAAGGAAUGGCUCCUGGGACUCCAGUGGGGACAGCAGGACGGAGGCUUGCCUGGAAGAGCCUCGUGGGUCUGCCCUUGGGAAUCGGAUGGGGUUCGAGCCAGGUCCUUCAAGCUCAAGCCAUAUAUAGAAAAGAGCCUUGGGACACGAGAAGGAAGGAUUGGGCUAAAUUCCAAAUUACAGACACAUGGCUUUUCUCUUUCCACUCCAGCUCUUGCUCCCUCUGCUGGGUGCCAGGGGACUUCUAGCAGUGGCUUCUCUAGGUUCUAGGGCUGCAAGUCUGUGAACAUGUGUGUACGUGUGUGUGUGUGUGUUCACACACUGGCCUGCCUCUCUGCUUACCAAGUUUCUCCACUGCUUAGCUGUGUCCAGUGGGACAGAGAGCAGGAGCCCCAGGCAAGGGCUUCCAGACCUUGCCUGGAGCUUUGAAAGUCCCUUUUAGCCUGCGUGUCAGUCAGGUUUGCCUGCGGACUGCACAGGCUGCCGGGCAGAGCCUCCAGCUCUCCUCACCCUCCCGCCUGGGUCCUAUCCUCGAUUCCCGCAGAGCUUCCUGGCGAGUAGAUGAAAAGGGGUCCGGCUUAGGCAAGUAACUCAUCACCUGCCACCCACUUUGGAGCAAGGACAGAAGUGUAGUCUUGCCCCUUCCAGCCAGCGCCUCUGCCGGCCCCACAGCAGUGUGCCACAGAGACCCUCCCGAGUCAGGGCACGUGGCGGCAGAGGAGCGAGCUGUCCCUUUCUGUCCAUAGCUCUUCACAGGCCCCCUCUCAGGACUGCAGCUUCCAGCUGAGCAGCUGGGCGCUGCACAACGUCAGUGGCCAUUUCAUCCACCCAGGGGGACCCGGCAACAGGAUGGUGUGGGAGCGUCUGUCUUCUCACUGCCCACUGCCUCCUCGUCUCCGUGCCCGUUCUCUCUGGAAGAAAUGAAGAGUUGGAAGUUUCUGGGCUUUUCUUGGAUUUUUCUUUUUUUUCUUUUUUUUUUUGCCAAAGGUUUAUUUCCAUUCUCAGCUCUGACUUUUAUUCCCCUGGAAUUCAGUUUACAGUUACAGUGCACUGAUGGACUGACUGUAUGUGUGUGUGUGUGUGUGCGUGCUUGCGUGCUGAUGCAUUGAGAGUGUGUGUGUGUGUGUGUGUGUGUGUGUGUGUGUGUGUGUGUGUGUGUGUGUGUGUGUGUGCAUGUAUGCGCCUGCCUGUGGAUUUGGGAAAAGCUGUUGAUUUUAGAACUGCCUGGGGUUUUCUGAUGCCGUGUGGGUGUGCAAACAUGGUACCCUCUCACAUGUAGUGCUUUCAAGUAUGUUAGUAUUGGCAAAUUGGAGUUGCGCUGAUCCUCCUGCCUCCCAUCAAAGAGGCGCGCAGAGGAGUCCUGGGGAGUGGAUGGUCCUCCUCAACUUGCCUGCUGGCCUCAGCUCUUAGAGCUGGGGUGUGUGCACUGGGUGGCGUGUGCCUCUCGGCUGCCCCAGCUCUCAGUGACUGCCGCAGGGGGCCUUCACAGGUUCCCUGGUAAUAGAGUUGUGCCUCCGUGCUAACAGAUGCCCAGUGCUCUUGUCUUUGUUUCUCACAGCCCUGGGAUGCAGGAAGGGGCUCAGACAGCUGACGUGAUGAGGGCAAGUGGGAUUGCAAUCUUCUACUAUUUGGCUGCAGCUCUGUGCCACCCGCUCUCUCCACUGGACUCUGCUCCUGCUUCUGCUCCGUCUCCUCCUGGGCACUGUAGACCACCCUCAUUGCUCACUGUCCUGUACCAACUCUGGUCGGCUGAGAUCGUACCUUCCCAAGAGGCUGCAGGAGACCCAGCUCCGGGCUGCAGCUCUUUGGGCUCUGGUGGAGGGCAGUUUGGGAAAGCAUUCUGUAUUGGGUGACGGGAGGAGCUCCCACGGAACUAAGUUCACAAUACCGUUGCCUUGAGUUUCCUCGGGUAUGUCCGCUGACACCUCCCACCCCACUCCUGUAGCUGUAGAAUGGAAGGUCUGGGUCUCAGAAACCUUGAUUCAUGUUCGCUCCUUUUCCCGCCAUGGAGGAGGUGGAGCCUCUCCACUGAGUGCGGUUCGGGCGGUUUGGGCUCUCCUUCUCCUGUCACUGGAGGAAGCAGUUCCGCUCUGUUGCUCUCCCCUUGUUCUAGUCCGCACACACCAAGGGCCUGUAUGGAGGUCAACCAUGUUGCAAACCCCCCACCUUUUUUUUUUUUAAGCAUGAUCAGGUACAGAGGAGAUGACUGUUUAGUGAAGUCAAAUAUUUGUUGGGGGGCUGGGGUUUGGGGGGAUGGAGGAGGGGCUGUUGUGGUUAUCAGUUGAGCAGAUGCCCAGGAUGCCUGGGGGAGACCAGCUUCCCCUACAAAUCAGAGCUCUAAAUUACAAGGUUUUUACCAACGCGAACAGUUGGGGGAAGUCGUCUGCUCUCAUUUGCGUAAUGGUUUCUGUCACUGGUGAUUAGACACAGGAUGAAGGAAAAGAAAUUUGACAAUUAGGAAUGAGCGAUCAUUAAUCUGAAUCUGUUAAGAGACAGAGAGGGGAUGGCUCCUUAUCAAUGGGCCAGCCCAGUGUGGAGAGACCCUCCCUCCAUCAGUGUGCCCACAGGCAGGCUGAGACAGGGACGCCUAAAGGCUCUCUAGGCAGCCCCAGUCCCCAGCCUGAAGGUGAUACGGGAAUAGAGGAGAGAGGUAGGGGUCAAGUGCGACCUCCAGGGCAAAAGGUGAAAUAGAAAUGUUUGGGCACGUGCUUGCUGUGUGUGGGGAAUAAUUUUGUGGUACUCCAGGUAUAGACCACCUGUGACCAGUAUUUGUUGCCUUUCAACCCUGCAGGGAGUGGGCAAAGCCUGCUCUUUAUCUUCCAGAAGCUUCCACCUAGGUAGAGAGGGAAUCACAUGAAACAGUUGGAGUUGAUGAGGCCAGAGGUGGUACACUCUGAGUCUGGGGUUAGAGAUGCUGAGAGGAGGCAGCGCUCUCCUGCUAGGAUCAUCUGGGGCCCGGGCUCCCAGGGAUGAGCUCUCCAACCCGGCCUCUGGGCAGCCGUGACCCCCACCCCGUCAUUGCAUCUCAGUGUGAUGGACACUGAGCUUCCCGUCCCAAUGGGAGUCUUCCGAUACAGAGCUGAACGCUGGAUUGUGCCACCACUUCGAGUGACCUCAUCUCUUCUGUCUCUUGAGACGUCAAGAACAGUUCUCAGAAUCAGUGGGCCCCAGUUGGUAUUUUCUCUGGUGGGUUUCUUGAAUCGUUUCCCUGUAGUAAUGGGGGCCACAGCACAUGAUUCACCUACUCCUGGGAUUUUAUUUUUUGGGGCACCAUUGGUAACUGCCUUGCCUCUGAGUCUUUGAUUCUUCAAACUUGAGUGCAAAGUUCAGAGACUGUAGGGGUCAGGCCUUCCCCAAACAAUAAGAAAGCUGGGGUGCACUUGCAGGUGGUUGGCAGGGUUCUAGAGGUCUGACCUUCCAGCCCGUGUCCUUUCUCCCUGGGACUUCCAGCAGCUUGUCCAGUGAUUGCCACCUGCUCCUCUGAUGGCUUUUGCCAGAGCUGGCCUGGUUUCUCCUCAGCUGGCCCUACCUGUUUUCUUCAGUAGCCCACCUGACCUGUCACAGAGGUCCCCCUCACCCUCACAGUACCCUUUGUUCUGAAGUUUCCUGGCUGCUGGUGUUGGCAUAGGCUUGUCUCCCAGGCCCUUCUUCCUGUGCAUCUCCGAGCCAUCUUUCUACUCUUCAGGCUCUGCUGAUGUUUGUCCCCGUGUCUUUUUGCUCUAGCUUCUUGCCAUUCCUCUGUCAAUUCUUUACACUCUGGGGACUCUGUUUAGUGCUUUCCUGGGGACAAAGCUGCAGACAGUGACAAGCCAGAGAGGCCCAGAGGCCUGCAGUCACCACGCCGUCCAGAGAUGGCUGAGGAGAGGGGUCCUAGACACUGGUGGGUGGUGGAGAAAGACACCCCUAUCUCUCUCCGCUGCUGGGGCCUCGCCUGGCAGCACAGGUGCAGGUUUGGUUCCCGUCCAGGUGUGGCUUUGUGCCUCGGGAUCUGGAGUAUCUUCAUGAAUUAUCUCCGUAUUUCCUCGGGUGUCAGGUGAUGCGCCAAGCAUGGGGCUGACCUUUGUAUUUUAGUGGUUGCUAGAAGGAAAACAGCAGAUGGCUAGUCAGAGGAUCAGGGGUGGAGGUGACAGAUGAGAAGGACCCUGCGGACUAGGGGAGCAGGAGGGGAGCAGGAGAGCCAUCCCAGGGGUCAGCCCUUGUCUGGACCAUCUCUUCACUCCACAUCUGCAGCAUGAUAGCCGACUAAAGAAGCUUGAAGACUUGGAUCUUGACACUUUCACCUACAAUCAGGCCCUUGGGUAAUAUUUUGGCAAGGACUGUGUCCCCUUUAACGUCAGUGUGAGACAGUCUAGCAUAGUGUUUAAAAGCGUGGAUUUUGGAGUCAUGAAUUUGGUUCAGGUUUCUAGCUGUGCUACUUACCAGCUGGUUGUGACCUUGGUUGAUUUUUCUUGACCUCUCUGAGCCUCUGUUUCCUCAACUGAUAAUGUGUUUGGGGAAAGGGAGGUGUUGAAAAUAACUACCUCAGGGUUGUUGGAUAUACCGAAAUGUUGUAAAGCUUUAGCACAGUGCUUGGCAAGCACUUAAUAAACGGCUGUGGUGGUGGUG